CGCGGAGGAUAUACAUAACCACUAUUGCCCCAGAGUCUCUACCAAAUCCGUCUCAAUGGUGACCAGUCAAAGGAUACUGAUCUUCGAUGCAGCAGUCUGUUCUGUAUCCUGCAUGCUCAGCCUGUAUCCUGGAAAGGUACCUAACGCGUCACACCGUCUGCACCUGAUAUAUCAUCCCACGGAAGAUCCGUCUCCUUACUGCCAAGCUUUGAUUAAACCAACUGCUCAACAGGGGUACUGGAGAUCGUUGUUAAGCAGGAAGUCCCCGCCGGAUUGACCUCAUACAUUCUCUACGAACUGAAAAUAAGUUAGUCCGAAAGCACUAUGAUCAUCUACUCAGAUACGAGCGUGACACCGAAGCAGAAGCCUUUUGGCUCGGUGACCGAUGUCCUAUUUCAGAUAAUCAUUAAUGGGGACCUGGACAUGGUCCCGACUCUCUGUCUCGUCAACAAAGCUACAUAUGACUCCACCAAAGUCCUCGAACCACAUAUCUGUGGUUGGUUCAUGUGUCGACACCAAGUCACAGGAUUCGACCGUGUUCUUCGGCUGGAUCGAAGGACAGGCCGUCCACGACCCUUAACAGUACAUUCACUCCUGAGAUUUGAUCGUCGCCGGGAUAUUGCCCAACGCAUCUCCCGUCACAUUGUCCCUGCAGUAUGGGGGCCAUUCUCGGACGAUGAUGAGAAUCUAGAAAUGAACUUCGACGCAGAGCUACGCCUUGCGCAACGCAUUGAGCGGGGCCUGUAUGUUUUGUUUCACAUGUCGGAUAUUGCUCGAGACAUGGAAAGAUCAAAACAGCAAAGGAGAAAACCCCUAGCUCCGGUGGCAAUAGGGCGAUUAAUAGCGCUGAGCCAGACAUUCGAUGAAUACGAUGGCCUCCCAGAGCAAAAAAGGGAAUCGGUAUCGUUUGAAAACUACGCUGACCACGUGUACAAGGUCCUAAAAUGGGGCGCGACGGAAGCCGACAUCGGUCGAAAGCGCCUGGAAUUCCGACGUCAUCUGGGCAGAGAACGAGAAAUUGAUCUCCACGUUGCUCUUCGGAUGAUGCGGGAGCGGACAGAAAAGAUGCUCCUUCGACACGGGCCCAGCGACUGGUUCCGUGACGCGAAGAACGAAUAUAGUGUGAUUUCAUGGUUCCUCCUGCGACAAUCGCCACGGACACUAGAGAAGCUAUUCCUCAGCGAUCCGGACCAAUGCUGCGACAUAGAAGGGAAGCUGGGUAUCGUGAACGGGGUACGGGUGUGCCAUUUCGCAGACCCACUGGACAACUACUGGAAAGCGUGGAAGGAGGAUCCUCAAUUGGGAUGCCAGGAUUGCGACUGCAAGCGACGAGCACGCAGCUGGAGCAUGAAGCCGGCCCUGAUUGAUGCUCGGGGGCGAGAACAUAAUAUCGCUGCAGAGAAGUAUCUCAAGGAGACGUGGAAUCAGCGGCAUGUUGGUCUUCAUCGGGCGUUUAUGACAGGGCAAUUUACUACUUUUCUAUAAGUUAUGUAUACUAGAUGAAUCAAUAACUACAAUUGUAUUCUAUGCCGAG
Aspergillus glaucus CBS 516.65 is the source of this 1534-nucleotide messenger RNA. RefSeq lists its product as uncharacterized. The transcript is spliced from 2 exons. The record is from RefSeq and is a predicted model, not a curated record. Lineage: Eukaryota; Fungi; Ascomycota; Eurotiomycetes; Eurotiales; Aspergillaceae. Bases 325 to 1485 code for a protein of 386 amino acids.